Molecule: messenger RNA, 447 nt
Organism: Trichoderma reesei QM6a
Lineage: Eukaryota; Fungi; Ascomycota; Sordariomycetes; Hypocreales; Hypocreaceae
Exons: 2
Coding region: 1-447 (148 amino acids)
Biological process (GO): transcription initiation at RNA polymerase III promoter
Cellular component (GO): RNA polymerase III complex
Molecular function (GO): nucleotide binding
Source: RefSeq, a predicted model, not a curated record
AUGAAGGUCCUCGAGGCUCAGGCGGCGGUACUCACUAAUUAUGAAGUGCUGCAGCAUCUGACCCAGCAAAAGGAGCGAUACAAGCAGAGGAAACGCCGCGGCCCUCCCAAUCUCGAGACCGUGGUCAGAGAGCUCAUCCAAUAUCUCCAGUCAUAUCCCAACCCUCUGAGCCAAAAGCCCAGCACAUACACCCCCGACUGCAUCUCGCGGCUGCUCGAGCGCCUCAGCCCCUACGAGCUCUCCAAGGGCGAGGUCGUCAUGAUUCUCAACCUGCGGCCGGCGUCGGUGGCGGCGCUCAACACCGUCAUUGAGGAGAUGGCGGAGCGCUUCAGCGAUGAGCAGCAGGAGGAGAUGGUGGCCAUCAUCUCAGAGGUCCUGGGCCAGUUUGACGCGGCGCAGGGAAGCGCAAACGACACGGGCGAUGGCGCCGAGGCCAAUGCUUCAUGA